AAACAACGUCUCCCGGGCGUUCCGCACAUUCAGCUCAGCCAGGUUUCUGACGUUUCGGCUCGUUCGUCCCAUCAGGCUUGAACAGAUGUGGUGAGAACAUGCCACAGUGUGCUGCCUUUCACGUGCCAGCUCGAUCGAUCGUCCGCUAACCACAUGUUGCCUGACCCUCCCGUCCCCACAGCAGUCAAUCACGAAAGCUAGUCAGACCUCGGUCUCUCCACCAUCAAUCUAUUGGGUUUAUAGUAACAACGGUUGCUCCUCAGGCAACUUCACCUAUCACUCCAAUGGACUCUUCUCGCGCCCGCUCACGCUCUUCCACACGGCGCUCGUACCCCAAUCUCCACAACCUAUCCCUCGCACCUCUCAGCUCAAAGUACCCACUCGACGCCUCGACACCGCCCUCGCCCAAUGCAGCCACCGCCCACACGCCACGUACCUCGUACAUUGCACAAAAGUCAGCCCCGACAACGCCUGGAAUACUCAGCCUGAGCCAGAGCCGCAGCAACUCGCGACACAGGGCAACCAAGUUCGCGUAUGAUGGGUACUUUGUCUCCUCCGGGCGUGAAGUACGAGGCGACGGCGAAAUACCCAAAGCCAAGAGCACCAAUACUUUGCACGCAGGAGUCAGCUUUGCAGAUCAGGUAGAAGACAGUGGAGAAAAGAAACACCACACACGGAAACACACAGCGCCCUUACCUCUGCGCGCGCCUCUAGUCCGCCACCACACCACCGAGGCAAACGACGAGUGGUUCCACAGGGCCGGCCUCGCCAUUGCAGGUGAAACACGCGAAUCAAAAGGACAAGGCUGGCUUGUGCGCAGAGAGAGCUCGACAAGCCUAGUGCAGGACGACGACGAGCACCACUCCCACGAUGCUCGACACAUGGCGCUGCUCUCCGGCGAACACAUGACAGACUUCGACUUCCCCACCUUCUCUCCUCGCAUGUCGAGAGUGGGGAGUCGCAUCACAAGUCGUAUGGGGAGUCGCGCCCCCAGCGCACGCCAGAGUCGCCGCGGUUCGCGCGUAGGCAGCCGCGCCGACCUGCUCAUGUCGUCUCUGCCUGCGAGCGGGCGUCAGAGCCUCGACAUUUCUGACUUGGACUCCUCGCUCAUCGAGCCGGACUUCGUGUCCGCAGAUGAAGACAACCUCGACGACGAGGAGGAAGUCGCACGUCUAGCGCGGGACCGCGGGUUUGGCUUGGGAAGCUGGGUGGACAAGCUGAUCGGAUGGUCGCUGUUCGACGUGGAUGAGGAUGAAGAGGCGUCCGAGGACGAAGAAGAGGAUCAUCGUGUGCCGAGCAUUGCGGACAUGACGAAAGAGGAAUUGAAGUUGCGGAGGGAAGUGGAGGCGAAGCGGAGGAAGAUGGAGAGGGAGGCUAUUGCUGCUGCUUCGGCGCAGAGUCUGCAGGAGAAGACGGACGAGGCGGGUCGGCCGAGCACGGUGGAUGUCCCGGCGCAGGAACUCAAUGGGUGGCAGGAUGCGGCGUGGCUUUUGAGCGUGGCUUCCAAGGCUCUUUUCUAAGUUUUAUACCUAUGUCUACUAUAUUUUUGUCUAGCACAGUUAUCGGUGCGUUGAGCAAUAUCUUGACAAUCUCACAC
Messenger RNA from Dothidotthia symphoricarpi CBS 119687, 1597 nucleotides. RefSeq lists its product as uncharacterized. Bases 285 to 1520 code for a protein of 411 amino acids. NCBI's taxonomy places the organism in Eukaryota, Fungi, Ascomycota, Dothideomycetes, Pleosporales, Dothidotthiaceae. The transcript has a single exon. The record is from RefSeq and is a predicted model, not a curated record.